AUGGCCUCCUCGACGCGCUUCAGCACUCCUCCGUUCAACCCUCCCACCAGGGAACCUGUAACUCCAGACACAGGCCUCCGUAACCGCAGCGCAGGCCAGGCUGGCAGCUCGGAGCGCACGCCCGGUGGAGAUGCGUCCCCGACGUCCUCGACCAUGUCCAACGUUUCGCGCGUCUUCGAGCCGUCCCGCUCGCUCUACCGCCCCAUCCCCUCCGCGCCGACGUCCGCGUACGGCACGCCCGCGCGCAUAAUCACGGUGCGCGCCGACCCUGCGCUCGUGACGUGCUUCGACCCCUCGGACCGCGAGCUGUACGACCUGUGGGCACCGCGGCAGUAG
Trametes versicolor FP-101664 SS1 is the source of this 336-nucleotide messenger RNA. RefSeq lists its product as uncharacterized. Bases 1 to 336 code for a protein of 111 amino acids. The record is from RefSeq and is a predicted model, not a curated record. Lineage: Eukaryota; Fungi; Basidiomycota; Agaricomycetes; Polyporales; Polyporaceae. The transcript has 3 exons.